Entelurus aequoreus (snake pipefish) is the source of this 5520-nucleotide messenger RNA. Its product is annotated as dynactin subunit 1-like. Bases 1602 to 5384 code for a protein of 1260 amino acids. Gene Ontology annotation, biological process: nuclear migration; establishment of mitotic spindle orientation. Gene Ontology annotation, cellular component: spindle pole; microtubule associated complex; kinetochore. The transcript has 29 exons. The record is from RefSeq and is a predicted model, not a curated record. Lineage: Eukaryota; Metazoa; Chordata; Actinopteri; Syngnathiformes; Syngnathidae.
UCCAAACAACCUUCCUUAGUCAUGGUGCAAAAAAACACUUAAAGGUCAACACACAUGGUCACACAUAACACAACCUAAACAUUGUAGAUAUUAUGAAAAACAACCUUCCCUCGUCAUGGUGCACAAAAACCUACAUAAAGGUCAACACACAUGGUCACACGUAACACAACCUAAACAUUGUGGGUUUUAUGAAAAACGUCCAAACACCAUAAAACGUUUCUAAAUUACACCCAUUUAUAUAAUCUGUUUUGGGAAAAAUGCAAAACAGUCUUAAAACACCACUUAUAUGACACAAUCCAAACAACCUUCCCUAGUCAUGGUGCAAAAAAAAACUACAUAAAGGUCAACACACAUAACAUAACCUAAAUAUUGUGGGUAUUAUGAAAAAUGUCCAAACACUAUAAAAGUUUUCUAAAUUACACCCAUUUAGAUCUGUUUUGGAAAAAAUGCAAAACAAUCUUAAAACAGAAUUUAUAUGACAAAAUCCAAACAACCUUCCCUAGUCAUGGUGCACAAAAAUCUACAUAAAUGUCAACAUACGGUCACACAUAACACAACCUAAACAUUGUGAAUAUUAUGAAAAACGUCCAAACACUACAAAAAAAUUCAAAAUCACACCCAUUUAAAUCCAUUAGAGUGCAUGAUGGGGAAAAAUGCAAAAGUCUCGUAAAACACAAUUUAUAUGACACAAUCCAAACAACCUUCCCUAGUCAUGGUGCAAAAAAAUCUACAUAAAGGUCAACACACGGUCGCACAUAACACACCCUCAACAUUGUGAAUAUUAUGAAAAACGUCCAAACACUACAAAAAAGAUCUAAACGACACCCAUUUAAAUCCGUUAGAGUGCAUGAUGGGGAAAAAUGCAAAAGUCUCGUAAAACACAAUUUAUGUGACACAAUCCAAACAACUUUCCCUAGUCAUGGUGCAAAGAAAAAUCUACAUAAAGGUUAACAUACGGUCACACAUAACACACCCUCAACAUUGUGAAUAUUAUGAAAAACGUCCAAACACUACAAAAAAGAUCUAAAUGACACCCAUUUAAUCCGUUAGAGUGCAUGAUGGGAAAAAAAUGCAAAACACUCUCCACACUUAUCCAUGUUUGGCUCAUUUUAGCUGCUUAAUAUUUCUGAUUGAUUACAAAACUUUAAGAAGUAAACAAUAUACUCACAUACUCUUGUAUCCAUCCAUUCAUUUUUCUACCGCUUGUCCCAUUAAUGCUAUAUUAAUCAUUCCUUCGUCAUUCAUUGACAAUAAUUGGCGCGGAUGACUUGCAUUUUUUUAAUUGGCCUUUUAGGCUGAGCUUCAUGAAGUUUGCCUGGCAACAAAUAAACGAUGUUUAAGUAGAUACAAUACGGACAUUUGGAAGUGUUUGUUACAUUCCAUAAUUUCAUUAAAACAAAACAAAAAAAUAUGUUUUAAUCGUUUAUUUGGAAACAUUUAGUUUCUUGUCCCAUCCCGCUCUGCUCAGGCAUCACCUCGGACACCUCAGCAGGUCCACCGCGCUCAGACCUCCAUGGAUGGAUGGAUGGAUGAAUGAGAGUGGUCGAAGCCGAGCAGCGAGCCUGAUUCACGGAUAAAAGCAGACCUCCGGCGGCACCAGGAUGAGCUCGGACGGCGGCAGCGGGGGCCGGCCCGCCAAGGUGGGCUCCCUGGUGGAGGUCAUCGGCAAGGGGCAGCGCGGCACGGUGGCCUUCAUCGGCGCCACGCUCUUCGCCUCGGGCAAGUGGGUCGGCGUCAUCCUGGACGAGGCCAAAGGCAAGAACGACGGCACCGUGCAGGGCAAGCGCUACUUCACCUGCGAAGAGAAUCACGGCAUAUUUGUCAGGCAGUCGCAGAUCCAGCUGGUUGAUGACGGCGCCGACACCACGUCCCCAGAGACACCUGAGUCUAGUGCCACCAAGCUGCCAAAACGAGACAUCCCGGAGACGUCCAAGUCCACCAAACUGCAUGCCACUGACCAGCCUGACCUUUCACCCCUCGCCGUCGCCUCCUUCCUUCCCUUCUGUCCUCCCACCACGCAGCGAGGAGUCAAGCCCAAAAAGACCACGGCCAGGCGGCCCAAGCAGACGAGUCGCCCCCCUGGCUCCGCAGGCAAGGGCCAGGCGUCCAGUUCCGCCUCGGCUUCGGCCGGCGAGAUGAGCAGCAGCGAGCCCAGCACGCCGGCCCAGACCCCUCUAGCCGCCCCGGUCAUCCCCACCCUCCACUCUCCUGGAAACCCUCCUCCGCCUCCCGUCCCCAGCAAGGAGGAGGAAGCUCUGCGCGCUGAGGUGAAGGACCUGGAGGAGAAGCUGGACACCCUGAAGAUGAAGCGCACGGAGGACAAGGCCAAGCUGAAGGAGCUGGAGAAGCACAAGAUCCAGCUGGAGCAGCUGCAGGAGUGGAGGAGCAAGAUGCAGGAGCAGCAGGCCGAGCUCCAGAAGCAGCUGAAGGAGGCCAAAAGGGAGGCCAGAGAAGCCCUGGAGGCCAAGGAGCACUACAUGGAGGAGAUGUCCGACACGGCCGACGCCAUCGAGAUGGCAACGCUGGACAAGGAGAUGGCCGAGGAGCGGGCCGAGUCUCUGCAGUUGGAAGUGGACUCCAUGAAGGAGAAGGUGGAGGAGCUGACCAUGGACCUGGAGAUCCUCAAGCACGAGAUUGAAGAGAAAGGUUCUGACGGCGCGGCGUCCAGUUACCACGUCAGGCAGCUGGAGGAGCAGAACGGCAGACUGAAGGAAGCCCUGGUCAGGAUGCGAGACCUGUCGGCGUCGGAGAAGCAGGAGCACGUGAAGCUGCAGAAGCAGACGGAGAAGAAGAACACGGAGCUGGAUGCUUUGAGGGCCCAGAAGGAGAAACUCCAGGAAGAAAUGUCGCUGUCAGAAAAGAUGGUUGACGAGCUGAAAGAGCAGGUGGAUGCAGCUCUGGGUGCUGAGGAGAUGGUGGAGACCCUGACUGAGAGAAACUUGGACCUGGAGGAGAAAGUCCGGGAGCUGAGAGAGACCGUCACCGACCUGGAGGCCAUCAACGAGAUGAACGACGAGCUGCAGGAGAACGCCCGGGAGACGGAGCUGGAGCUGAGGGAGAUGCUGGAUCUGGGUGGUGCCCGGGUGCGAGAGGUGGAGAAGCGGGUGGAAGCGGCCCAGGAGACGGUGGCCGACUACCAGCAGACCAUCAAGAAGUACCGUGAACUCACGGCUCACCUGCAGGAAGUGAACGGAGAGCUGACCAGCCAGCAGGAAGCCUCCGCAGAGCUCCUGCAGCAGCCACCUGCAGAAAUGUUUGACUUUAAGAUCAAGUUUGCUGAGACUAAGGCCUACGCUAAGGCCAUCGAGAUGGAGUUGAGGAAGAUGGAGGUGUGUCAGGCCAACAGACACGUUUCUCUCCUGACCGCCUUCAUGCCAGAGUCCUUCCUGCGUCACGGUGGAGACCACGCCUGCAUUCUGGUGCUGCUGCUCAUCCCUCGCCUGGUCUGCAAGGCGGAGCUCAUCAGCAAACAAGCUCAGGAGAAAUUUGACCUGAACGAGAACUGCGUGGAAAGGACCGGACUAAGAGGUUCACUCGGGGAGCAGCUGAGCUUCGCCGGUGGUCUGGUGUACUCCCUCAGUCUCUUGCAGGCCACGCUACACAAAUAUCAACAAGCUCUGUCCCAGUGCAGCGUGGAGGUCUUCAAGAAGAUCGGCUCUUUGUACUCUGAGAUGAGCGUCCACGAGCGCUCCCUGGACUUCCUGAUAGACCUGCUGCACAAAGACCAGCUGGACGAGACGGUCAACGUGGAGUCCCUCACCAAGGCCAUCAAGUACUACCAGCACCUGUACAGCAUCCACCUGGCAGAGCAGGGUGAAGACUGCACGGUGCAGCUGGCCGACCACAUCAGGUUCACCCAGAGUGCGUUGGACUGCAUGGCGGUGGAGGUGGGCCGCCUGAGGGCCUUCCUCCACGCGGGGCAGGAGAAGACGGACCUGGCUGUGCUGCUCAAGGACCUGGAGACCUCCUGCAGUGACGUGCGGCAGUUCUGCAAGAAGAUACGGCGCCGCAUGCCCGGCACCGACGCCCCGGGCAUCCCCUCCGCGCUCACCUUCAGACCGCAGGUGUGCGACACCCUGGGCGACUGCCGCAAGCACCUCACCUGGGUGGUGGCCGUGCUGCAGGAGGUGGCCGCCGCCGCCGCGCAGAUGAUGUCACCGCUGGGGGAGCAGGAGGGGCUGGCGGCCGUCAAACUGGAGGACGUGGCGUUCAAGGCGGGCGAGCAGAUUUACGGCAGCCCGGGCGCCAACGCGUACGAGUGCCUGCGUCAGUCCUGCUGCGUCGUCAUAGCGACCAUGAACAAGAUGGCCACCGCCAUGCAGGAGGGAGAGUACGACUCGGAGAAGCCUCCAAACAAGGCCCCGCCCCCUGUGGAGGUGCGGGCGGCCGCCCUGCGAGCGGAGAUCACGGACGCUGAAGGUGUGGGCAUGAAGCUGGAGGACCGAGAGACUGUCAUCAAGGAGCUGAAGAAGUCCCUGAAGAUGAAGGGCGAGGAGCUGAGCGAGGCCAGCGUGCGCCUCAGUCUGCUGGAGAAGAAGUUGGACAGUUCCUCCAAGGACGCUGACGAGCGCGUGGAGAAGAUCCAGACCCGCCUGGACGAGGCGCAGAACCUCCUGAAGAAGAAAGAGAAGGACUUUGAGGAGACUAUGGACGCCCUGCAGGCUGACAUCGACCAGCUGGAGGCGGAGAAAGCCGAGCUGAAGCAGCGUGUGAGCGGACAGUCCAAGAUGGCCGCUGACGGCCUGCGAGGCCCGUCUGUGGUUUCAGGAGAGUGCUCCAUGGCGGGCGGCGUGGCGACAGGUGCGGGGGUGCAGGUGGUGGACUCGCCGCUGCUGACUCGUCAGAUCGAGGCGCAGAGACUUUGCAUCAAGCAGCUGAAGAACGAGAACAACUGGCUGAAGGCGGAGAAGAUGCGCGGCCAGCUGGCGGCGCUGCCCCCGCUCCGCGUGGCCAAGCUGCCCUGCGGGGGUCAGGCGCCACUCUCUGGCGCCCUCUACAGGAAGACGGACCAGCUGCUGGAGACGUUACUGCAGAUGAGCGCCAACGUCAAGGUGGUGGACGUCACAGGCAGAUGUCCCGUGACACCCAGCGCUCAACUUCUGGAGCAGACGACUCGCUUGCAGUCGCUACGAGACACACUGGACAGACUCAAGGGUGAAGUAGCUGAACAUGUGAUCAAACAGCAGCCAGGUGCCAGAGUGUCAUCAGACUUUGCCACCUUUCCUUCCACCUCCUUCAUCAAGGCCAAGGAGGAGAAGCAGGGCCAGGCGGUGCUGGUGGGGCGACUGAUGGUGCCAUGUCCCCCAGGACAGGAGCAGGUGCACCGGCUGCUGCUCACACAGCGACAACUACACCAUGUCCACAACUUGCUGACUGUCACCUGACUACCACCACUAGUCAUGGUUACCGAGUGUCACCACUAGUCAUGGUUACCUUUACCCGAGUGUCACCACUAGUGAUGGCUACUGUCAUACUAGUGAUGGUUACUGUCACCCGAGUAUCACCACUAGUGAUGGUUAC